Molecule: messenger RNA, 2749 nt
Organism: Neoarius graeffei (lesser salmon catfish)
Lineage: Eukaryota; Metazoa; Chordata; Actinopteri; Siluriformes; Ariidae
Gene: arhgef39
Product: Rho guanine nucleotide exchange factor (GEF) 39
Exons: 12
Coding region: 359-1642 (427 amino acids)
Biological process (GO): positive regulation of cell migration
Cellular component (GO): plasma membrane
Molecular function (GO): guanyl-nucleotide exchange factor activity
Source: RefSeq, a predicted model, not a curated record
GUGGUAGUAAACACGAACAAAUAAUUGACGAACAGGGCUGUAUUGAACAAGUAACAUAAAACGCAGAUGAAUGCAGGGAAAAGGGUAAGAGAUAGUAAACACACUCGGAGUAAACACUGUCUGGUCAAUUCAUUGUGUGUGGCAGCAACAUUCCUUUAAAAUAGCUCCAUACAGACAGGUGAGAAAUGAAAGACGCCUCCAGAACAUCUUCACAGUACCUUGGCAUAGACUGAUCGAGUCCCUGAAACUGGACUGGACUGAUAUCUGUUCAGUAAUGCUCACUCUUUUCAGGGGAAAGUAGCUAAUACUGCUCAGGAGCUCCCCCUGCUUUGGAGAUCACACCCUCACCUGGACAGUCAUGAGUUUUUCUCCAAGCCCAUGCGUUCCUGCAGGCGUGCGCAGCAUUCAAGAGCAGCGGGAACGUUGGGACCGGAAGAGGAAGCGGACAGGACGAGAACUGGUCCAGAGCGAACAGAGAUACUGCGAAAAGCUGAACCUUAUCACCACAUACUUUGUGGAGAUUCUGAAGGCCAAAGGAACCCUGAGGCAGGACAUUAGAGAGAGCAUCUUCAGUUCAAUUAAAUCAAUUCAUUUAGUAAACCAGACGCUGCUUGGCUAUCUGGAGGACGGGAACUUUGGCGUUGGAUUUGACCAGUUCUGCCCUCACCUGCAUUUCUACACUACCUACGUUGACAACUUUCAAACAGCAAAGAAGGUCCUUGCAGUGCAGCUGAAGAAAAACAAAGCAUUUAGACGAUUUAAGAAGCUUCAGGAGGCCAGACCCCAGUUCCACAAGCUGAAACUUGAAGACCUGCUUCCUCUUCCACUGGAGCGCAUUCAGCAGUACAAUAAUUUCUUGAGGGACUUGACAGAGAACACCAGUCCAGAUAACCCAGAGUUCCAGCAGCUUUCAAGGGCUGUGAGCGCUGUCUCCGAGGUGGCCCAGCGCAUCCAGGACAACGCCCGCAGCCAUGAGAACCACCUGCAGCUGCAGAGGGUCCAGAAACUGCUCAAGGGCCGAAAGACCAGGCUGCUGACUCCAGGUCGCUGGUAUAUUCGUGAAGGUUGGCUGAAAACAGUGCCCCCUAAAGGCACGGAGACCAAGCCCAAGAUGUUCUUCCUCUUCUCUGACAUCUUGGUUCAGGCCAAACGGUGUGGUCCAAUGCACCCAACAAAUGGAGACAAGCUGGCCUGUCAGUGUGUCUACCCGCUCAACGAGUGCACCGUGGACAAAGUGUUUGGCCACACCAAGAGCCAGGGAGGCCUCAUCAGUUUGACCUUUUCCAGAGCCAAGCUGCUCCUCAUGUCCAGUGAUCAGGAGGACAUUAACGAUUGGUACCGCAGCCUUUGCCUGGCCAUCGGAAAGCUGAAAAGGAAGAACACAGUAGUGCACAGGAGAGAGGACCUCCUCCGACCGCCGCUCCGCGCAGCCACACACAGCCAGCACAGUACACCGACCUCGUCCCAGAUACACAGCAGGAAGAGGGCUAUGGCAAGUGAACAGAAGACUGAGAGCGGCAUGAGCAACUUUCGACCUCCAGCUGGAGAGAGUGCAGGCAGCGCAUCCAAAAAGAUAAAACUCUCUGAGGUUCCUACCGGAAGAUCCCAGGAAUCGUCCGGCUCGAGCUGCGUCAUUCUGUAAGGCGAUACAGAUGCUGAAUUCUUGACUGUGACUGAGAGAACCGGUGGAAUCUGUGACUGGGACUCUGGUCGAAUCCACAUUAUGUACUGAAAGAAUUCUGUCGGUUCAUACUCGAGCAUGUGAUUUUAGGAAAUGUUUUUUGUUUUUCUACUCCUAUAUGCCAAAGAACAAAUGUAGACUGUGUUCCUUCUUUACAAAUGUGUUUUAUUUGCCUUUGAUGUUGUGUGGUCCAUCCUGCAUACCACUGUCAACUGAAUAUGCUAGGGGCAACAAAUUUUUAACUUCUGAACACAUUACGAAGUAUUGCUUUUAUAUGUAUCGUAUCUUGUGUAUCAUAUAGCUACUCAUAAUCUACACUCCUACGAUUAUUUAUCACACCAAAACAUCAUGUAUUCUGAUCACUGGGAAGAAAGAUGACGAUGCAAUAUAAAGAGGUACAUGAAGGGAUUUUACUACUGAUUGUUUUAUGGACCGGAUAUACUGAUUGCGAUUUAUUAUAUAGUAUUGUAAUCGGCGCUCAAUCUGCAAGCAACCAAGCCAUUUUCCAUUGUGUUACGUUACUAAUAAUGCUUAUAAUAUGUUGUCUUUAUAACACUCUCUUUUAAUCAGGUGUGUUAAUGUUACUGAAAACUGUUAAUCAAAUCCCUACUUGUCUUUAUGGCGACUUGGUUUUAAGUUGCAGUUUAUAAGUUUGUCAUUAGAGACUGUAUAAAAUUUUUUUUGACUUUCAGAUCAUUUUAUGAGGUAGGUUUGAUCAGGUAAUCGGACCUCAUCCAAACACUGGACUAAUCAAAAAAAAUCAUUGUCAUAUUCAAAUUGGUCACAGAUAAAUUUUGGACACGUUUAUAUUAUUGAUUAUGAUCUGUAUUCUCUCAUCUAAUCAUUUAUAUUGCUUUAUUAGACCCUACAAACCUGAGAAUGUUGGGAGAACUGCCUGAUGCCUUGUGGUGCAUUACAUAUCCAAAAGCGCCCUCUUGUGGUCAGUGUAAUCACACAACUGUGUACACACAAUGCUGAAAUAUUUGUAAUGUGAAGGCUUGUUUAGACUUCAUUCUAAACUCUCUGGCCAUUUUUCAGCAAACAAUAAAACCCAACUUGGGGGGGGAA